AAAAAAAAAGUUAAGAGAGGAGUAUCCAUGUUGUCAAGUGUCAACCAUGGUCUUCUUAAGCGGCACCUUGGGAUUCAAAUGCCCUCAAGCUCUUGCCUUCUGCAGCAAAAUCCACAUGGAUUUCAAGCCCAGGACCAGGUGCCUACACAAUCCCUUUUCAAGGUCUCCUCCGAGGGAACUUCUUCCAACCGAAGAUGGUUCCAGUAUUACAUUGCAGGAAUGGCAGGGUUGGGGUACCACCUCUCCCUUACCCACCAUUGUUACCAGAAUCGCUGACGAAUUGAAGGAUUUAGAGAAAGAUAGUGAUGAAAAGAUGACCUUUGGUGGUAAAGGUGGCAAAAUCAAGGGUGAUUUUAAAAAGCAAGAGGAUAAGAAACACAGGGAGACAUAUAGAGGUCUAGGUGAUUCUGAACAAAAGCUUCAAUUCUUUUCAGCUCGACAGAUAGCAUGUCGCUUGGUUGGAAGUAGAGGUUACCUUUGUCAAAAGUGUUGGCUACCUCAUGAAGAUUGUAUGUGUUCAAAGGUCACACCUUGUAAACUUUGGCAUGGAAUUAGGUUCUGGCUGUAUAUGCAUCCAAAGGAUUUCUUGCGACAAAACAAUACUGGUAAAUUGUUAUGGCAAUUGUUUGGUGUUGAGGCAGCAACUUUGUGCCUUUUUGGCAUUGCUGAACAAGAGGAGAUCAUGUGGAAUGCAUUCAAGUGUGCAGGAAAAGACAAGGUUUGGUGCCUCUAUCCAAACAAGAGUGGAGUGGUAAAAUCAGUUCAAGAAGCAUUUGAUCAAGGAUUGUCAACCGACCUGGGAUUUGCAGAAACUACGACAAAUGGACAUGAUAUUUUGAAUUUUGUUCUGAUUGAUGGUACAUGGAGUAAUUCUGCUGCAAUGGUCAGAAGGUUGAAGGAUCAAGCUAAGUUAGCUUGGGGAGAGGAAGACAUUUGCUUUAUAUCCUUGGCCGCUGGUGCCUCUGCUAUGCAUAAACUUCGACCCCAACCAUCAUGGGAUCGUACCUGUACAGCAGCUGCAGCUGUUGGCCUUCUCUAUGAGUUACAACUUCUUCCAAAGUUCUGCUCAAUUGGCUUGGAUAAACAAGCCGAAGCUAUAGAGGAUACUUUAGCUGUUCUCUUAGACGCUCUCACAGCUCGACGCCUCCGGAUGGGUAGGUCCAUAACUCGUAAAAUGAGGCACCAUAGUGAUAUAUGUUAAUCGCGUUCCAACAACAGUUUCAUGCAGACCAAGUGAAAUGAGGAUAGGCUUUAUGAAAUUCCAAGGUGAUUUUUCUGAAUAUUCACGUGAAGUCUGUGUUAGCUCACAUUUCUUGGGUCUUAAACGUCUGCUGAGGCUAGGAUUUGCAACACUUUGUUACUGCUUUUUCGAGUAGAUUUAUUAUCGAAUGAGUGGAACAACAGAUUUCAGUUACAUUGUUGAUGAUUUUGGUCCAUAUUUCAACUUUUUUUUUUCUUAUUAUGUUUUUCCUCAUUACUCAUCAUACCAACCUUGCAAAAUGUUUUGUUCUCUUUUAGGUUGACAUAUAGUUGGCUACUUGGGACACUAAGGAUGGUAUCAACACCAAAUACUGGUAAAAACAAAGCAAGGACCAAUACUAACUACCGAUAUUUGUAAGCAAUAUAGGCUCCUCCUAAGCCUUUAAUUUUGAUUAUACAGUUAAUUUUUUGAAUACCUAUUUGGUUUAUGAACUUUUUAGAUUACUUUAUUAGAAUUUGUUUAGAUUUAAGAUAUAUUUAUAGACUUCCUUACCAAGAACAAGGAAAUUAUUGAAAAUGUACAAUUUCAAACUAAUUUACAGCAUGUAAAGUAUUGAAAUGGCAUUAAGCAACACAAACAAUAAGGUGAAGGAAUUAAGCAAAACAAACAAUAAAGUGAAGGAAUUAAGCAAAACAAAACAACAAUAAGGUGAAGACCUUAUUGUUUGUUUUGCUUAACACCAUUUCAAUACUUUUAUGUAAAAUCAAAUCCCUACUUAAUAGUGA
This is a messenger RNA of Cannabis sativa, 1986 nucleotides long. RefSeq lists its product as uncharacterized. The coding region runs from base 47 to 1201 and encodes 384 amino acids. The transcript has 8 exons. The record is from RefSeq and is a predicted model, not a curated record. Lineage: Eukaryota; Viridiplantae; Streptophyta; Magnoliopsida; Rosales; Cannabaceae.